Sparassis crispa is the source of this 1359-nucleotide messenger RNA. RefSeq names its product Serine--tRNA ligase, cytoplasmic. The coding region runs from base 1 to 1359 and encodes 452 amino acids. The transcript is spliced from 8 exons. The record is from RefSeq and is a predicted model, not a curated record. Gene Ontology annotation, molecular function: tRNA binding; ATP binding; serine-tRNA ligase activity. Lineage: Eukaryota; Fungi; Basidiomycota; Agaricomycetes; Polyporales; Sparassidaceae. Gene Ontology annotation, biological process: seryl-tRNA aminoacylation. Gene Ontology annotation, cellular component: cytosol.
AUGACUCUCGACGUGCUGCACUUCCUUGACAACAAGGGAGGAAAUGCUGAGGAAAUCAGGGAGUCCCAACGGAAACGCGGCCUCUCGGUCGAACUGGUGGACGAAGUUAUCCAGAUGUACACCGACUGGGUGAAGAUGGAUUUUGAUACCACCAACAUCAGCAAGCAAGUGAAUGCAGUACAAAAAGAGAUUGCCGCAAAGAAGAAGGCGAAAGAGAGCGCAGAUAACUUGGUAGCGCAGAAGAAAGAGUUAGAUGCUCAAGUUGUCGCCAAACGCGCCGAGUCCAAGGUGUUUGAGCAGAAGAUGCGGCAGAAGGCUUCGACCAUCGGUAACAUCGUUGGCAAGGGUGUGCCAGUCAGCAUGUCCGAGGACGACAACAAGACUGUACGAACAUGGCACCCAGCUGGAGAGGGAGUCGCAGUAGAGAAGAAGAGCGAUAUCAUGCCUCACCACGAAGUUCUGCUUCGUUUGGACGCGAUGGAUCUUGACAGAGGUGCAAAAAUAAGCGGUCAUCGAGGAUAUUACUUGACGAAUGACGGUAUUGACCUCAACCAAGCACUUAUUUCUUACGGCCUCGACUUCCUGCGGAAGCGAGGAUACAAGAAAAUUCAACCGCCGUUCAUGAUGAACAAGGAUGUCAUGGCUAAGACGGCUCAGCUUGAUCAAUUCGACGAAGAGCUCUAUAAAGUCAUCGCCGCCGACGACGAGAAGUAUCUUAUUGCCACCUCAGAACAGCCCAUCUCUGCAUUUCACUCGGACGAGUGGUUCGACUCACCUGAGACGCAGCUCCCCAUCCGGUACGCGGGGUACUCGACGUGCUUCCGCAAGGAGGCGGGCUCCGCUGGGCGCGACAUGUGGGGCAUCUUCCGCGUGCACCAGUUCGAGAAGGUCGAGCAGUUUUGUAUAACCGAGCCAGAGAAGAGCUGGGAGAUGUUCGACACGAUGAUCGGCAACUCGGAGGCGUUCUACCAGAGCCUCGGCCUCCCGUAUCGCGUCGUUGCCAUUGUAUCCGGCGCUCUCAACCUCGCCGCGGCACAGAAGUUUGACCUCGAAGCGUGGUUCCCAUUCCAGGGCGCGUACAAGGAGCUCGUGUCUUGCUCAAAUUGCACAGACUACCAGAGCCGGAAGUUGGAAGUCCGGUGCGGACUGAAGACAAAGGACCAGACGCGUAAAGUCUACGUGCACAUGCUGAAUGGCACGCUCUGUGCGACAGAACGGGCUCUCUGUUGUCUAGUAGAGAACUAUCAGACAGCUGAUGGACUGGCAAUUCCGGAAGUGCUCCGACCAUACAUGCAAGGUCGAGACUUCUUGCCAUGGGUGAAAGAGCUCCCCAAGAGUCUCCAACGAAAACAAGCGUAG